AUGGCUCAUUUUCUACGCUCACCACGUGAAAUAUGGCAUCGACAAAUCAUCGACACUGGUGCCAGGCUCCAGCUGGGCUCUUUCGAUUAUUUUCCCUUUGAUGCUCUCAGGGAUGCCACGGAUGCCUUUAUUAACCGGCAAGGGCUUGUUCAAGGUUCAUCACAAUGCGAUUCAUUACUUCGAGAGUUGGUCUUGGAACAUGCUGCGCGGGAAAACGGUUCGGAAAGAGUUGGUUUGGUCGCCUGUCUCCACGCCCUUUCCCACUCCGUUGGCACGACACUGCUGGUAGCAAUGAGAGAGAAAUGCCAGCUAGAAGCAACCAGCCCGAAAUUCUUGAGCUGCUUGACGCUUAGUGCACGCGCAAACCCGUUGCUCAUCAACAGAACAGACAGCCAAGUUGCGGAAAUCCUCUUGAGCCUGCUGGCGGGCACCGACUUUCUCCCAGCCAUCAAACAGCUUUUCCAGACCCUGGAGGAAGGCCCUGAUGCAUACAUCCUUCCACCUUCCUACAUCAUCGACUUUUUGAACGCGACAGACUUUUCCACAGCUUUCAGGACCCACUUGGACAUGCUGCAACAAGAACGGAAAUACAUGAGUCUCUGUACCGCAGUUUCCUGGAUUCGAUCAGUAUCUAAUCAGCCCGAGACCUCCACAGCAAAGAUAGUAGCGUCCGCUUUAGUGCCAGACAGGAUAUUUUGGGCCAACUGGAGACCAGACCAGGAACGGCUAAGGAACUGGGAAGAAGGGACCUUUUCAGAAACCCAGAGACAAAAGCUGUGCUAUGUGUUUGAUCUCGAAGGACCAGACAUUACCGGCUCAGGGUAUCCGUGCCUGAAAGACUCGGUUCCUGGAUGUUUCAACGUCGUACCGGUCGUCAACCGAGACGUUCUAUUACUCCACCGCCUCCUAGCCAAUCUGGACAACGCACAGCGUAUUCCUGGCCCACACGCCAUCAAUCUCGUCAUACACCUCUGUAUCAACAGCUCGAGGCCUCUGGACAAUGAUCUUCUUUCCCUCACCGAAGCAGUGCUGGAGACCGACGAUGACGAGUCCAUCCACUCGAUCCUCAUGUGGUUACAAACCUACGAAGCCGGCUUUGACAUUCGAAUGACAGCUCUGACGAGGACACUUCCCAUCUUGGAAGUCUAUCCAAACCUUCAGCGGUUGCUCUCUGGAUAUGUCAGCUUAGACGUGGCUCGAGUCAUGCAGUUGGCCAGGGAAGAAUACAACUCUAUACUAGAGACGGACGUUGCAGAGAAUCUUGCCAUGAGGAUACACGACUUUGGGGUGGCUAUAGUGAACGCCAACUGGCUUCACGGAUCUCUGCCCCUGAAUCUAUGGCAAAGCCUACAGCAACUCCCACCCAAAGAGACCUUGGAUGAGAUCUUCGAGGCCCUCGGGACAUCUCGCAUCAUGAACGAAGACAUCAGGGCAUACCUGAGGGUGGUGAUUGGAGGAGAAACCCAUGGCGACUCCCCUCCAGCCGAAGCGUUGCUAGCAAUCGUCCGCCAGACCAUCCGAUUUUACGCAAGAGGUGUUGAGCCCGAAAGAGCAAAGCUUGCCACCGAGAUAGAGCCACUACGCCAUCAUGACCCCAAAGUAUAUGACGCCUGUAUCGAGCGAAUCUUGAACGAGGAUAUCGUCCUCAUCAAGGAUAUGCUGCCACUGGUCCGGUCAGAAAGUCAUUCCUCGUGUGUCGAAUUUGCGCGCCUCUUGGCCCAGCGUCAACAGCUGCGCUGUUACACUCAUGAAUGCUGGCAUCAGCUGUUGUUCUUCCGGUUACUCCAACAGAGGCGAGACUUGCUGGCGUGGUCAGCCGCGGAGCUUCCUUUGCAGAACUUCGUCCAGUGGGUGCAUGAUCUCAGGGCUCUGUUCUCUCAACAAAGAGUUGGUGGUAGCAGUGGCAUCUCGAGGAUGUCGUUGUCGGAUCUUGGGUUUACGCCGGAAAGGUAUCAAUGGUGGGACGUGCUCCAGCACCAUUAUGGAAGAGCAGUUGGUAUAUUGGCAUAUCUACACCAGGAGGGCAAGGGAGAUUUAAAAUGGCUGUGGCUGCAAGAGAUACCAGAUACAACUGUAUUAUUGGACAUUCUGCAAGACGAAAACAAAGUGUUGCCGCAGGACUCGGUGCUGAUGUCGCUUUUUCAGCCGAAACCAGACACGCUGAGUCUCAUCUGUUUGGCUUUGGCUGGCUUACGUCGGGCUGCUCCUCAAGGGAAGGUGGCCCUUGAGAGUAUCUGCGCUCGGGAAAAACAGCUGGAUGCUGGGAAGUGGAAUCGUCAGGCCACGCAGGUGCUGAGUUACUGCUGGAGACGCUCGCCAGACAUCAACACCGAUGACAUGAGUCGCAAUGCCCUUUGGGCUCUCACGGCUUUGUUGGGGUUAAGGGAUGAUGUUGACGACCAAGGUCUGCAGGUUGCCGGAGAAUGCCUCAUGGCCGACUACGCAAACCUGGUUCUCGCGGCCAAUAACCUUCUCGAUAUGCAAGUUCUACUUCAAAGUUCGGAUGCGGCCCGAACAACUAUGCUCAUGGAGGAGCUCGGCGUAGAAGAUGCCCCUCCUGUUGAACCCUUCACUCCAGCUGCGGCCAUGAUUCCUACACACCUCACCAGCUUCAUCGAACCAGUCGGUGAAAUGCAAUGGGAGCUUUGCUUCCCUCUCAAAAAGAUCUCCGCCCAGAAGAGACAAGCCAUCGGCAUCGAUCCCUCCCCACGCUUGCUCCUCGUGAGGAUAUCCCUUCUAGACCAGCAACCAGCUUUUUGCAUCCACUACCACCCCAGCACCACCGACGACAGCAACACCCGUCCUCACGGCUUGUGGCACGUAAGCGGCCUCAACAUGCCAGACGGCACCAUCUGCUUCGCCAAACCAUCCCUAUUCGCCUACCUCCUAAGCCGCAGACUCUCCGCCUUCCUCUCCUCGCUGUCUCAAGAUAACCAUAUCAGCGGCACCAUCCAAGAGCAACUCCAACUGGACAGAACCUACACCUUCAUCUCAUCCAUCCUUGCCUCUCCCCUAUCCCACUGCCUGGCAUGCCUCGAACAACUCGCCCGCCCCGGUCCAAUUCCUGCAACUUGCGGAUCUCAGUUCUGUGACGAGAUCUUCUUGUUUGCUCCAUUAGAAGUCAGAGCACACCACCUCUUGUCCGACCCCCCGGCGUUGGACUUCUUACUAGCAUGUGUCUAUUCAGCCAAUGUCUCUGUUCCAGAACUGAGAAAUGGGCUCAGAGCGGUCAUUGACUCUUUUCCUGUCCUGGCGGGAGUAAGCUCCUCGCCAUGGGAGACGUUAUCCCGGAUUUUAAGUCGGGAAAACCCAGGGUCUGAUGAUGGCCUCUCAGCAGAUAGAGAGACUUUACUCUCUUGGAUGAGCGGGCAGUUUGGGGGCAGUGGUAGUCUGAUUUCUGCGCCGGGUGGGUCGAAAUUACCAGCUAUGCAGGGGGUUGUGCAGUUUAUACUGAGAACUGGCGACUUUAUUGGCGGUGCGGGGUGCUCUGGGAAUAUCAAGUUUAUUGGGUCGGGAUUGGGGACUAGGAGCAUGUGGGAGAUUUUGUGCAAGGGGUUGGUUGUGGGCGGUGACGGGGAAGCGGAGGAGAGAGGAGAAGAUGAGCCGCCGAUGGAUUUGAGGACUUGCCGGAAGACAAAGACUACGUGGAAGAGCAGCCUGCUGAUGGACAGGAGGGUGUUUGUUGCGUGUGAGGACUUUGGGGGUGUGAAGGGGUUGGUGGUGAGGUAUGUGUUGUUGUGUCCAGAGGGGUUUGUGCCACCGAGGAUGAGGGUUAUUGGGGAUGCGCUGAGGCAGAGUUUUGGUGCUUUGAGGGCUGGGAGGUUGGUCAAGGAGUAG
Messenger RNA from Podospora pseudocomata, 3837 nucleotides. RefSeq lists its product as uncharacterized. The coding region runs from base 1 to 3837 and encodes 1278 amino acids. Lineage: Eukaryota; Fungi; Ascomycota; Sordariomycetes; Sordariales; Podosporaceae. The transcript has a single exon. The record is from RefSeq and is a predicted model, not a curated record.